UUUCAAGUUCACAAACUUUUUUUACGCUUCUCAAUAACAACAACAAAAUAAGAUAAAUGUUAAUUGUUAUUUAUUCAACACUUCGUUCUUAUUUGACUUAUUACAUAAGAAGUAACGGAUGAUGUUCCUAAGUUGACAAUAUUUAUACCGUAUUGGAUUAAUUUCAUAUUAAAAUGCCACCUAAUUCUAUUGCAAAAACAUCCCUGAUUGUUGGAGGAUUAACAUUUUUGGGUUUUUUAGCUGGAGGAAGACUUGGUUCUAUGUUUGGAGCCGUUAUUGGAACAGUUGUUUGUUCAAUGUUAAAUGCAGAAGAACAAGUAGGAUUCCAAGAAUUUCGUGACGAUUCUCACCACCGUCCAAACAAUACAAAUCAAAAAGAUAAAGUCAAAAAAUCUAAAAAUAGGUAUGAACAAACCGAGUGUGCAAUUUGUCUUGAACCAUUAAAUCCUUCAAUUAUAUUAGAGCCAUGCAGACACAUGUGUUUUUGUGUUGAAUGUUACAAAAAAGCAAAAAAUGAAAAUGUGCAAAAUUGUCCACUUUGUAGAGAAACUAUUACAAGUGUUAGAUUAUUGCGUCGCCCAUAAGGAAUAUUAUAAUAUAAUGAAAUUUGUUAAUUAAUAAUUAAUAACAAAACUGUUUAAUUGUUAUACUUUUUUGAAUGAACUUAUUUUUUUAAAUAAUUCUUGUAUUUAUCUAACAAAUGUAAUGUACUCAAUAUUUUUUCUCAUUUGUAAUUUUAACUUUUGAUAACCACUAAUUAUGUAAAAAAAAAAAAAAAUUAAAAAUUAAAAUAGUGAUAAAUAAUAAGUGAAGUAAAAAUGUAUUGUAAUUAGAUUUAUAAUAUUAAUGCGUUUGUAAAUAUAUAUUAUAAAUUAAAUAAAACCAAUAGCUCUAAAUUUUUAAAUAUAUUGUAUUACAAAUAUUUGAGUUAUAAGUAGAGUAAAUUUACCAACUGAUAAACAAAAGCGUCUAUUAAAUGCAUUAUUAUAGCAUUUAAUAUGCAUCUUUCAUAUAGUGCAAGUAUAAUAGGUUUAAAAUAAUUUAGUGAUAUUUAGGUAUUAUUGGUAGCCAGAUAUUUUAAACAAUUAUGAGGUUUUGGUUAAAUACUGAGAACCACUGCGUUGUUGAUACUUGAUUGCGUAGGUAUUUUAUUUUAUUUGAUGUGUUAAUGUAGUGUUGCUAGUUUAUUUGAUUUAAAUAAUAUUUUAUUUUUAUAAAAAUAAAAUUUUAAUUAAAAAAACCGA
Aphis gossypii (cotton aphid) is the source of this 1244-nucleotide messenger RNA. RefSeq names its product E3 ubiquitin-protein ligase MGRN1-like. The record is from RefSeq and is a predicted model, not a curated record. The transcript has 4 exons. NCBI's taxonomy places the organism in Eukaryota, Metazoa, Arthropoda, Insecta, Hemiptera, Aphididae. Bases 174 to 584 code for a protein of 136 amino acids.